ACGAGGCGGCAGCUCUCCUUGGAUCAGCCAACCUUCUUUCUUCUCUUCCUUCGCCAACUUCUCUUUCUCCUCUUCUUUUCCCCCCGCCACCAUCGUUUCAGUUUCAGUCCCUCGCUUCUAUUCUUCCUUCUUGGCGGCUAACUGCUAUCCCACCCUGCAGAAUCUCUGCAGGCCCUCUUUUCCUCCUCCGCACGCGACCAAAGAAAAUCUCCGCGCCUCUCUUCUAACCUCUGGCUGCCCCUCUGGCAAUUCCCCUCACGAUGGCAACCGAGGCCCGCGAUGCCGCCAUCCGAGAUGCGAAGCGCUAUGUUCGCGAGAUCGUCCGGAACGACUGGGUCUUUGAACCCUCCUCCGAGCCUGGCGUUCCUUCAUUCUCAUCUCCUCCCACCCCCGACCAAGAUGUCCUACGUUGGCGUCGACGCGAAUAUGACAGCUCCGGCUCCGAGCUAGAACCCCAGCCUUCGCCCGCCAUCAGCCCUGUUGGUGGUCACAAUGCCUCCGAGCUCGCCAGCCCGCUCGGAACCCCGCUCAGUGACGACUCCGAGCGGAGGCGCAAACGGCGCCGCCAGAUGGAGGAGGAAAUGCAAUGGAACCCAGGCCUCCGGACAUGGGUAGAGCGUCGGGAUGCGUGGUCUGGAGCUCUCUCAAGGGACGAGAUUCGAGCAAGAGAAGCAAAGACCCAGCAGGCUGCUACACCUACGACAUCCUCCUCGGAACAACCUCCACAUAAUGCGUCCGUGCCUGCUGCUACUACCGUGGCCACCCCUCCCCUCUCCGCUUCAUCGGCCAAUUCCCAAAACGACCUCGCCCUGCGCACUGAAGCUUCCCUCAGCAUCGCCGAAAAUGACAGCGCGCUCCCACGGCCGCCAUCUCGCGGCGAAGAACCCUCCACGGCAGCAGAACAACCACCCCCGCCUCCCCCCGCAGGGGACGACGAGAACCAGGGUGGAGAGUCUUCCUCCGCAGAUACCGGGUUGAGUCAACCUGACUCUGCGCAUCAACCAUCAACCAGCGAAGACCCCUUCAUCCCUGUCGUCUCGUCUCUAAUCUCCAAUGACAACCCCAUCCGCGCCUCCAUCACCCCGGCGAUGUACCCAUCCAUCUACUCCAAAGUCGUCAUCCAGGGUCUCACUCCCACCGUGCCGAUCAACCUCGCAGAUGUAACCAAGGCUAUGGUUCAAGGCUGGAAAUCGGACGGCCAAUGGCCCCCGAAACCCUCCUCGAUCGUGCUCCAAGACACCGCGACGGUGCGGCCCAAACCCGAGGAGCCUGCAGAUAAGCCGCCGUCGUCACCCGAGUCCAAACGGCGCUCGGGUGUAGCCAGCGCCGUGCGCAAGGUCUUCCACUUCUCAGGCUUUCAUCCGCAUCAUCCUUUCCACCGGAGAGGAUCAAGCAGUCAGCAGAAUGAAGGAAAUGCUGAAGGAGGUGUGAACCAAUAGUUGCUAGCCUACUUUACCUCACUUUCUAUUCUAUAUUUACCCUCGCCUCGCUAUUAUGACAAUGAUUUUGACGAUUAUGCUUUUAUUUGCUGUAAAUAAGCUAAGCUAAGCUAAGCCAGGCUAUCACACAAUAACUUUGGGUUCGGGUACCGGUUUGGGGGGAACUUUUCAUGACUUAUCAAAUGGACGCUCACAUGCAUGCAUGCAUCCCACACGCACACACAUAUGCACGGGCGUGCAUAAUCAAUCUGUCAUGCAUAUUGGCUACUACUGGCACUUACCUCUUAUCCAUCUACUACCUACCUACCUAGUCU
Molecule: messenger RNA, 1753 nt
Organism: Aspergillus vadensis CBS 113365
Lineage: Eukaryota; Fungi; Ascomycota; Eurotiomycetes; Eurotiales; Aspergillaceae
Product: DUF4050 domain-containing protein
Exons: 1
Coding region: 261-1439 (392 amino acids)
Source: RefSeq, a predicted model, not a curated record